Terrapene triunguis (Three-toed box turtle) is the source of this 575-nucleotide messenger RNA. RefSeq names its product ephrin A4 (gene EFNA4). Gene Ontology annotation, molecular function: ephrin receptor binding. Gene Ontology annotation, biological process: axon guidance; ephrin receptor signaling pathway. The coding region runs from base 18 to 575 and encodes 185 amino acids. The transcript is spliced from 5 exons. Gene Ontology annotation, cellular component: plasma membrane. The record is from RefSeq and is a predicted model, not a curated record. Lineage: Eukaryota; Metazoa; Chordata; Testudines; Emydidae.
CCGACCUGGCCGGAGCGAUGUGCCCGGCGCUGCUGCUGCGGCUCCUGCUGUGGGGGCCGCUGCUGUGGGGGCGGCUCCGGCCGGAGCGCGUCCCUCGGCACAGCAUCUACUGGAACUCGAGCAACCCCAGUUUCCUGCAUGACGACUAUGCUGUCCAGGUCUCCAUCAAUGACUACCUGGACAUCUACUGUCCGCACUACGAGCACCCAGUGCCCGCGGGCCGGGCCGAGACCUUCAGCCUGCACAUGGUGGACACCGAGGGCUACCGGGGCUGCUACGAGACGCCCAGUGCCCUCAAGCUCUGGGAAUGCAACCGGCCCCAUGCGCCCUUCGGGCCCGUCCUCUUCUCCGAGAAGAUCCGGCGCUUCACGCCCUUCGCACUGGGCUUCGAGUACCAGCCGGGGGAGACCUACUACAUCAUCUCUGUCCCCACCCCAGAGAGCGCCGGGCGGUGCCUGAGGCUACGAGUGGCCGUCUGCUGCAAGGCAACAACAACAAAGCCUGUGACAGAAGUUCCCAAAUCUCAGCCCCGUGGGAGAGGGGGGUCGGAGGGGCAGGAGCGGGUCAGGGGGUGA